Molecule: messenger RNA, 7354 nt
Organism: Sturnus vulgaris (Common starling)
Lineage: Eukaryota; Metazoa; Chordata; Aves; Passeriformes; Sturnidae
Source: RefSeq, a predicted model, not a curated record
UUUUUUCAGAGUGCUGUUUGCUGCUUUCUGGCUCUGUUUGAGGCUUUUAAAUCUGAAAGGCUGUAAACAGAGGCUUGAAAGUUUUCUGCAAAUAGAAUGUUUGGACAGAAAAGCAUCAUACUUUAACCUAAACCUGGAAUCCCUGCUAUGAAUGGCUUUGUCCGUGGAUUCGGCUUUGUACUGUUGGCAGCAACUGGGAGCUCACAGUCCCUCCCAGGCUCUAUCAAAAUCAACACCACUGCUGUUUUAAGUCAGAGACAAACCAAAACUAGUCUAAACAAAUGGAGGAUUGUGUUGCCUGACAACGGGAGACAGCGGAAAGACUAGAAACAAGCAUCUACGUUUUAUUCUGGAAACAGGAUACAGACCACAAAAUACACACGGUUCACUUUUUUUCCCCCAAAAUCUUUUAGGACAGUUUCACAGGUAAAAAAAUUCAUUCAAUGAUCAGUGAGAUUCAAGAACUCUCUCUGAAACUGUGAUAUUUGAGUGUGAUGGAGAAGGGCUGCUUUUGUAGUUGCAACCAGACUAAAAUUUAGCUGAUGAUAAUUUGUAACAAAAUGGAACUCAGUUGACACUGAAAUGGAGGAUUAAAACAAGCACAGGGAGUGCUUAACUGCUGCUGUGACCAGCUUUUUUAAUUGAAUGCUGCAACAGUUCUCUUUGUUAAAAAAUCAAGUUUUUAUUUCAAAAUCCUUCUGGUUUUGUGUUGCAUAAACCUCUGAUUUUUAGAGCAUAAAAAAAUUCAUUGGAUGCGUUGAGACACCUAUGAAAUUCUGUGGAUUUCAGUAGCUCAAUUUUGAUACAUUUUUAAUGUCACAAAGUGACUGCCUACCUAUGAAGACAUGUGCAAGGUCAAGUUUCUUUCUAAAUGCUGGUUUAAAGUUAUGUAAAACCCCUAGCAUAAAGAAAAAAGUCUAAAAGAUGCCCAGAGAACCAUCAUCACAGUAAAGAGAACUGGAAGUUGUACAUCCAUCUCAAGCUUUGAAAUUUUCAUUCUGUUGACUAGAUUUGCCCAUUCCUAAUUCAACCUGCCAUUUGCAGAAUCCCUCAUACAUUCCUGAUGGGAACAUUUCUGUAAUUCAUUGGUUAUUUUUUUAGGGUUUGUCUGGCUUUUGCUUAAUUAAUGUUGUGCUUAUUUUCAAGACUGAAGUGGUGAGGGGCCAUUAAAGACCUUGGCAAUCCCAGAGACAAAUAGUGUUUGUAACACGUGAGAAAACUGGAGAUAGUUAUAAUAGUAUGAAAAUGUAUGUCACAGGCUCUUCUAAAGAAAAAAAUAGCAUCUUGGUUAAGCAGAUGAUUAAUUCAUUCUGGAGAAAGGAAAAGGAGGGUAGAGGAGUGAAAUUAUUACUGUUCCUUUGACACAGAAUGGGGCUUGUUCAUUAAAGAAAGGACACAUUCUAAUUUCUGACUACUUUUAAUUAAUUUUUUGCAUUUUCAGGCUGAGUAAUCUUUAUUUUUUCUUUCUGGUGGUUCUGAACUGGUUCCCACAAGUGGAAGUCUUCCACAGGGAAGUUAUGAUGCUGCCUCUGGCUGUGCUGCUGCUUGCCACCAUGAUUAAGGAUGCUAUUGAAGACUACAGAAUAUACUAGUAUGAUAAGACAAUAAACUUCACUAAAACCAGGGUAUAUGACAACCAUUAAAGAUGCUUGGGAGGACUUCCGGCGGUAUAAAUUAGACAAAGAAAUCAAUCAUAUGGGAUGCUACAUUUACAGCAGGGAGGAACAUGCUUACGUGGAGAAGUGCUGGAAAGAUGUCAGAGUGGGAGAUUUUGUGCAGCUGCAGUGUAACGAGAUCAUCCCAGCAGAUAUGCUGCUGCUCUACUCCUCUGAUCAGAACGGGAUCUGCCACCUGGAAACUGCCAACCUUGAUGGGGAGACCAACCUCAAACAGCGCCAGGUUGUGAUGGGGUUCAGCAGCCAGGAUACUGUGUAUGAACCAGAAUUUUUCCAAAACAUCAUCAUCUGUGAAAUGCCAAACAAUGAUCUCAAUAAAUUCACAGGUUAUAUGGAGCAGCCAAACCAUGAACAGGUAGGUUUCAACAUUGAAAACCUCUUGCUUCGUGGAUGUACAAUCAGAAAUACUGAGGCCGCAGUAGGAAUUGUUAUAUAUGCAGGUCAUGAAACAAAGGCCAUGCUAAAUAACAGCGGCCCUCGUUACAAGCGCAGCAGGAUAGAGCAGCGGAUGAAUAUGGAUAUUUUCAUAUGUGUGGGACUCCUGUUUGUGAUGUGCCUUGUUGGAGCUGUAGGGCAUGGCAUUUGGACAGGAAACUUUUGGCAGCAUCCACCUUAUGAUGUCCCAGAUAAGAAUGGCAAUUUUGUGUCUCCAGUUCUUGCCGGUUUCUACAUGUUUCUGACAAUGAUAAUCCUGUUGCAGAUUUUAAUCCCCAUAUCUCUUUAUGUGUCAAUUGAGUUGGUCAAGAUGGGCCAAGUCUUCUUAAUUCACAAUGAUAUUGACCUGUAUGAUGAAGAAGCAGGUUUGUCCAUCCAGUGCCGUGCCCUCACUAUUACUGAAGACCUUGGACAAAUCCAGUAUAUCUUCUCAGAUAAAACUGGGACGCUAACAGAAAACAAAAUGGUAUUCCGACGCUGCACUGUUGAUGGAAUUGAAUUUCCCCAUCAGGAAAAUGACAGGCGACUGAAAACACGGAAAGAAUUUAAUUUAGACAAUGAGGAUUUUGCAAAACUUCAACAUUUCACUCUUCCUCCCAUGAAUCUUGAGAGAUCAGCCACUUAUAAGCACAGUACCUUGAGAUCUUUGAGGAGGUGCCAGAGUGACCGCGUGCAUUUUCAGGGGCACGCAAGGAACAGGUCAGUUGGUCAACAUGACAGCAACCAGUCUCAAGUGGCCUUCAGCAGCCCCAUUGAAAAGGACGUGAGUCCUGAUAGCAGGCUGCUGAGGCGGGUGCGAGAAGCUGCUCUCCAGACUGAAAGUUUUUCUCCUUUUAUACAUACGAAGACUUCCUUUACUGACUUUUUUCUUGCUCUUGCCAUUUGCAAUACAGUUCUGGUUUCCACAACAACUGAGCCAAGACAAAGGGUCACUAUCCCACCACCAAUAAAACCUGCAGGAAUCACCCUGGAGAGAAUUAAUCAGAUAUUUCAAAGGCUAAAAUUAGCAAGCCUUAGUCAGUCUUUUUCAUCAUCUCAGUCUAGUUCAUGCCUUCGUGCCAGCCUCAGUGCAAAGAACACUGAGGAGCCUCUUGCUGUGCUGGAAAGUUGUGACAAUGAAACCAACUGUUCUGCCAGCAGUAGAGGCCAGGAACUCCAGGACAAGGGCAGCACAGAUAUUGGUAUUGCUUCUUUGGAUGAAGUUUUUAGGCCUGUGACUAACCAGUCUCUGCCAACAGACUUUUGUUACGAGGCUGAGAGCCCAGAUGAGGCAGCUCUUGUCUAUGCUGCCCGGGCCUAUGGCUUCAUUCUUGUGUCCCGGACACCUGAACAGGUCACUGUGCAGCUGCCACAGGGCACACUUCUGACCUUUGAUAUCCUCUACACUUUGGGAUUUGACUCAGUCCGGAAAAGGAUGUCUGUAGUGGUGAGACACCCUUUAACCAAGGAGAUUGUUGUCUACACAAAAGGUGCUGACUCUGUAAUAAUGGACCUGCUGGACAACUCUUCCGAAGGUGACAUUAGCAUAGAGAAGAGACUGAAAAGAAUAAAAGAAAGAACACAGAAGCAUCUGGACUACUAUGCCCGUGAUGGACUGCGAACUCUGUGCAUAGCUAAGAAGGUCUUGAAUGAAGAUGACUUUCAAAAAUGGGCCAGUUUUCGUCAGGAGGCAGAAGCUGCGAUUGACAACAGAGAGCAGCUGUUAAUAGAGACAGCACAGCAUCUGGAGACCAAAUUCACCCUGCUGGGAGCAACAGGGAUUGAAGAUCGCCUGCAAGAUGGAGUACGUGACACUAUUGUGUCUCUCCGAGAAGCUGGGAUAAAAAUUUGGAUGUUGACAGGAGACAAACAGGAGACAGCAGUUAACAUUGCAUACUCCUGUAAACUUCUGAACCAAAGGGACACUGUCUUCACCAUUAACACUGAAAAUAAGGAAACUUGUGAAUCUCUCUUGAAUUUAACCCUGGAAGAGGUGAAGAAGAAUUAUGGGUACAACAAACCACAAAGGAAAUUUUUUGACAUCAUCCCAACAUCUUUCUCAGUCUCUGAGGCCCCCAGACCUGAGUUUGGGUUGGUGAUUGACGGACAGACACUGAACAUCAUCUUCCAGGGAGGGCUGGAGGAGAAGUUCCUGGAGCUGACACAGCACUGCCACUCUGUGCUCUGCUGCCGCUCCACUCCUCUGCAGAAGAGCAUGGUGGUCAAGCUCGUCCGGAGACAGCUUAAAGUGAUGACCCUGUCCAUAGGGGAUGGUGCAAACGACGUAAGUAUGAUUCAAGCAGCUGAUGUUGGAAUUGGAAUAUCCGGCCAAGAAGGCAUGCAGGCUGUGAUGGCCAGUGACUUUGCAAUAACCCGAUUUAAGCAUCUCAAAAAGCUCCUUCUUGUCCAUGGACAUUGGUGCUAUGCUCGCCUGGCAAAGAUGGUGAUUUACUUUUUCUACAAAAAUGUGUGCUAUGUCAACCUGCUCUUCUGGUAUCAGUUCUUCUGUGGAUUCUCAGGCAGCACCAUGGUAGAUUACUGGCAGAUGAUUUUUUUCAAUCUCUUCUUCACCUCUGUGCCUCCUCUUCUCUUUGGAGCCCUUGAUAAAGAUGUUUCUGCAGAAACACUCCUACGUCUGCCUGAGCUGUACAAGAAUGGACAAAAUUCAGAGAUAUACAACUUGUCAACUUUUAUUAUUACAAUGUUGGAUGCCUUCUAUCAAAGCCUCGUCUGCUUCUUUGUCCCCUAUUUGAUGUACAAAGACUCUGACAUAGACGUGUUUUCCUUUGGAAACCCCAUCAACACCGUCUCCCUCCUGACCAUUCUCUUGCACCUGGCUCUAGAAAUGAAAACAUGGACCGUGCUGCAGCUGGUGACCAUGAUCUUCAGUGUGGCUUUAUACAUCAUCUUCUCCGUAAUCUACAGCGCUGCCUGCCUGGUUUGCAACCCUCCCACCAACCCUUACUGGAUUAUGGAGAGACAGCUCAAAGACCCCGUCUUCUAUUUACUGUGCCUUAUUACCCCUGUCAUUGCUCUCUUACCAAGGUUCUUUAUUUUUUCUCUACGAGGAACCUUUGGAGCAUCUCUUAUUCUGAAAGCACAGCAAGUAGAUAAACUUCCUAAGGGGCAGCAGGAUCUUGAAAUCCAGAAACUAAGAUCAAGGAAAGAAGCUAGUUCUGGUGCACCUGUGGCAUCACCUGCAUCUAAUGAUGACCUUCACCAAAGCAUCAACCACUUAUGUGUGUCACCGUUUCUACAUCCAGCAGCAGCCCUAUCUCACAGGGACACAGAAAAUCACAGAGUUUCUGCCUCUGAUAUUCUCGGGAGAAAGACACGUGAGGAAGGCUAUUACUUCUUUAAUAGGUGGGCAGAGGAAGAAUCUGCUGCUACUGAUUUUUCAGCAGAGCAUUCCUCUGGCCAUCAUCCCCUUGUACCCAGCAGGGAAACAGCUCCUGGGCAGGAUGGUGGCAAUCUGACUAAAGAUUAUCCCAACAACUUUAACUAUGGAAGCCACCAGCGGUCAUUGAGUUCAGCGACACUCUGAAGAAACAUUCAGAAAUGGAACCCACAGCCCAUGUGGAGAAGGACUCAACAGGGAAAAUAAAAAUGUUUAUGCUUAAGCAUUGUGCUCACUAAAAAUGGAGAGAGAGGUGACUGGAGUAGUGCAAUAGCAACUCCAAUAUGCAACAUUCACUGAAUGCAUCAUUGUCUGGGUUAUCAUUACAUGGCUUUUUGAUUUUCUCAGUUUGGUCAUGUUACAAGAACAUUACAUGAGCAUCAUGCAGUUGCUGAGAAUUGCACAAUUACUUUCUUUCAACAAACAUUUUCAUAUCAUAUUAAUAGGGACUACUAGUUUCAAUGUUGUUGUUGAUAUUACGCUGUUGAGUUAAUAGAGAAUCCAUUUUUUAUUAAACCAAGUCUUAAAGCAAUGCAUCCCACUCUAGAUUUUUACUAUCAAAAUCUUAUAAAGAGCUCAGUAACUUAAAAAUUAUCAUUCUGCAUGAAAAAUUAUUAUCUGCAGAUACUAAAGGUACUUGCAGAAUAACAACAAUGGACAGACAUUAGAUAAUGUUCCAGGUUUUAAUAUAUGUACUUUAUGCAUGCAACAUUAUCAGCUCUACAGCCUGUUUUCCCUGAAGAGUAAGCUUAGGAUUUUUAUGCAGAUAGUGGUUUGACCUGAUAUUGUUAAGAAGAGGAUAAAUGAGCUUAUGAAGAUGAAGAAUACAAAUACUGAACUAUGUGAACUGCCAAGACAACUUGGUGGUAAGUGGAGUCUACUUCUUCAUACCUACAAAAGUAGACAUAUAUAACAAGUUACAUUCAAGGACUUAUGUCCUAGAAUUCUAAAGCUGUCCCUGAUUUUUCCUCUAGAAAUUCAGUUUCUUAUUUCAAUAACCUAUAUUAUGUGGUGCUGCUGCUUUCAAUCAAGUAUGAAUCAUGCUCCUCCACACAGUUGGUCGCAUUCAUCAGUUGAUGGAUCUCAAUGAUGGAGAUUUUGACAAGCCAUAUAUGAAGGUUGCUAAUCACAUUGCAGUAAGUAUAUGGUGUAAAAUGACCAAAAUAUGCAUAAUAUGUUAACCCUUUUGGUAUCUUAGGGCACAAAUAUGCAGAAGAAAACGGUAAGAUGUCACCAUCAUAACUACUCAUUGCAAUGCAAUGAAAGGUGACUUUGGUAUUUCUUAUUGAAAUGUUGACUAGGAAGACCGUUUCCCAAGCUUUUCUUUACAAUGUGGAGUGAAAUCUUGCCUAGUUUAAAAUUCAAACCAUCUGUACUUUUGUAAAUCUACCACUGGUUCUGAUUUAAUAGGUUUUUAGCCUUUUUUUAUAUAUGCUGCGACAUACGAUGUAAGACAAUUUGUGAUCUUUCUAAUAACCUAUUUAGCAAAUGCUAAUUUAACUUCUGUAUGUUAUAAUAAUUGCUGUAGCUAGAGUCUUCAAGUUCGUACCUUAAAACAACUCAGGCAAAACUGAGUAGCAUAUCUCCCACUGGGAUUUCUGGUAGCCAGAGCAAGAUCCUAUGUAAGAACUCCUUUUGUUAGAUUAUUAAUUGUCAGCAGUUAAACAAUUCAGUAAGGUUUUUUUUUGCUUGAAGAACAAAAUGAAAGAAAUUAGAUAUAGAUGAAAUUACUGUUAUUGGAGAGUGAGAUUGCUCAAAUGUUUGCUCACUAGCUGGGAAUGAACCUGGGGCAACAAGACUAAAGAUAAAUUCUUUACCAUUUGCAGCUUUUUUUUACAUUAAAUGGUCCAUUUCCUUUGAACUUAAA